Messenger RNA from Drepanopeziza brunnea f. sp. 'multigermtubi' MB_m1, 609 nucleotides. The record is from RefSeq and is a predicted model, not a curated record. NCBI's taxonomy places the organism in Eukaryota, Fungi, Ascomycota, Leotiomycetes, Helotiales, Drepanopezizaceae.
AUGAUCAAAGUAGCAACUUUACUACGACUAGGAGGCGAAGUCUUUCCCCUCGCGGCCCCUCGCAAAGCUCCGGGGCCAGGGGAACCCUCGCUUGGCAACGGUUCCGGUAUGGCUGCCUUCCGAGGAGGCCUUGAACAUCAACGCCGCAUCGAUCUUCGACUGUAUAAGAUACUAGUAUGCACUUUCAAAUUAUGUAAAGCGAAAUGUGGACCGCUUCAGUCCGGCCGCGAGCUAAAACUUACGCCCCUCCUCAAGCUCUGGGCGGCCCUCCGCAACUUCCGGGAUCAGGGGACCUCGCUUCGCUUCGGUCGUGGUGCAGAGGCUGCCUUCCGAGGCCUUCAACAUUUACGCUACAUCAUGAACUUCCCUUUCGCAGCAACUACUGCUUCUAUGCGCUCAGGCAUUGAUUUAACCAAUUCGAUCAAAAGCCCUGGCGUAUUUACUAUACAAAUUUUGGACGCGACUGAUGCUAUGGGAACCCCUGUCGCUGAAGGCGGUCUGCCAUCAUCUACCCCCGGCGCCUCCGUUAUCAACAUAGCGGGUCGUAGGUCAGGUGACCGAACUUUUCACCAGCUUACAGGAUCCACAUUCAGCUCAACAUUAGAUUAA